ACAUGCAAGCGAGGUUUUUUGCCAUGGCCUAUCGAUGACAUAGCCAUGACAAGUCAUCAUUUUCAAAAUGAUUUAACAAAGUAUAUAACUGAUUGACAGUAACCAAGAUGCAUUCAAUGGCUUGGUAAGAUUGUGCAAAUCGAACAUUUCUAUCAACAAUGGUGCCUUUAAUCGCGCAAAGAGAGGUAGGCCUGGCAGAUAGCUUGCUAAUGAGGCGGUGGGCUAGGACUCGUCGUGUCAUGUCAAUGCAGCUUAGCAAUGAUAAAAAUAUGGAACAGAUAUUCUCAAGCGGGGUAAAUUCGUUGGAUCUUGAGAAGCAAGAGCAAAGAUAUCUUCUUUCAGCAAGCUCAGAUGCCAAGAUUGCAAUAUAUGACACAUCAGUUUUGGAAAAGGAAGAAGAAAAGUAUGUGUGCAAAUCAAUUGGGUCUAUUAACAGAUCAUCUGACGACUCUCAUCAGUUUAGCGUGGAGACUGUGCAGUGGUACCCGCGUGAUAAUGGGAUGUUUGUGACAAGCUCUUUUGACAAAUCAAUCAAGAUUUGGGACUCAAAUAUUUUACAGAUGGCAGAUGAAAUCAAUUUGCAGAAUCAUAUAUUUUGUCAUCAUAUGUCAGUUGCAGCCAAAAAGCAUUGUCUUUUGGCAGUUGCAUGUGAUGUGUCCAAAGUGAUUUUAUGUGACCUAAAAUCAGGAUCAUCUACACAUUCGUUACGAGGCCAUAAGAAAGCUAUUUUGGCUGUGUCAUGGUCGCCAAGAAACGAAAAUAUACUUGCUUCUGGGAGUCAGGACAACCGGGUGAUGAUCUGGGACAUAAGAAAGGCCGCAGCCUGUUUGAUGAGCUUGGACCAACACAAUGGAAAGGCAGCCAGUAGCACAAGUUCAAAUGUCACAGCCCACAAUGGGUACAUUAAUGGGCUCUCAUUUACAUCUGACGGUCUUCAUCUUUUGUCUUACGGCACUGACGAUAGACUGCGCUUAUGGGAUGUGUGGACCUCGCAAAAUACCCUGGUAAAUUAUGGAAGUGUUUACAACUUGUCUAAAAAGCACGUGCAACUGGCUGUGACCAGGGAACUCAACCAGGAUAUCGUCUUCGUACCAACAGAAAACAACAUCGCAAUGUUCGACAUAUUUUCUGGCAAGAAACUCGGCUUUCUUACCGGACAUUAUGGGAAUGUCAAUUGUUGUCUAUAUGAGAACUGCUUCCAGGAGCUCUACAGUGGCAGCAUGGACACGCGUAUUUUGUCUUGGUCUACGGCAGGGUACAGGGCAAGUCACUUACUUGAUUUUAAAAAAACAGGUGAAAAACAAAGUGAUACUGAGCAAGCCUACCAAGAUGCUUGGAGUAGUGAUGACGCAGACGAAGAUGGCACCCAGUAAGCCUCGUCCUUGCCACUCUAACGCUGCUAUGAGGCGGCAUUGCCAAUGUGUAAAACCAGGUCUUCAGCCAUACAAAUACUGAGCUAAAAGUUUAUGGAAGUACACAAUAAAAGCAUUACAGACUCUCUUACGUAAAAAAUGUUUUAAUAUAACAUACUAGCUGAGUCAAUCUAACUUUGCCUACACACUAACCAUGAAUAAGCACGAUCGUGUUCUCCCUGGUACAUACUUCCGAAUAGAAAUAUGUCAGCUGGAUGUGUUUUCCACGCUGAAUGGGGUUUUAAUGUUCCCGUUGAGGUUUUUAAAAGCAACUGUUUAGAGGAACGUAGACUUGCUUGGCAACUUUUGUGAUCAAAUAGAAGUUUGAUUGAUGAUGUUGAAAAGUUUUAGAAGAUCAAAACAGUUUUUAUUGUUUUGUAAAUUUCUGGAUAUUUUUGGGCUACUGUAACAAACUUUUUACCGACUUUUAAUUUUUUUGGAUCACGCAUAUUUGCAUACAAUAAAUCACUAUGAGAA
Molecule: messenger RNA, 1889 nt
Organism: Rhopilema esculentum
Lineage: Eukaryota; Metazoa; Cnidaria; Scyphozoa; Rhizostomeae; Rhizostomatidae
Product: DNA excision repair protein ERCC-8
Biological process (GO): protein polyubiquitination; transcription-coupled nucleotide-excision repair; proteasome-mediated ubiquitin-dependent protein catabolic process
Cellular component (GO): nucleotide-excision repair complex; Cul4A-RING E3 ubiquitin ligase complex
Molecular function (GO): protein binding
Source: RefSeq, a predicted model, not a curated record